AAGAUAAGUGUUUUCAUGGCGAAGAAUAAUUUAAAUCAUAUGGAGGGGAAUCAGCACUCCUUCGCGGCAGAGAACAGUGGAUCACAAUGCUCAUAGUAGAGAAGACUGCUGACCAGCCCUCUGCUGAGUUCUCACUGGUCGAGGAUGUGGCACUACACUUCACCUUUUUAAUGGACAGGCUGAAUGAGCAGCGCCUAUUCCAGCCAGACCUGUGUGACGUGGACAUCGUGCUUCUGCGCCACAAGACCUCUUUCCAGGCACACAAGGGUGUGCUGGCAGCAUAUAGCCCCUUCUUUCACUCUCUGUUUGCCUCAAGCAAGGAACUGCAACGUGUGGAGCUUUCUCUUGAGGCCCUUAAGCCACAAGGCCUGCAACAGAUUCUGAACUUCAUCUACACCUCUAAGCUGCUGGUUAACAGCUGCAACGCGCAGGACGUCCUCAAAGCUGCCACAGUCCUUCAGAUGAGUAACAUCGCUUCCACCUGUACUGAGCUUAUCAGCAGAGGCUCUCUGAGUAUCAUCCCCAGUGUGGACAUGGCAAAGCAGGGUGCCAGCACUCAGGGAUGGAUCAAUGGCAAUAGCAAUUCAACAACCUCUAGUCUCUAUGUGGACAUCAAACAGGAAGCUGACCCAUCUAGUGCCAAAAUCUAUGGGAAGGAAAGCGGAGGAAACCUGUAUGCAGUGCAUGUUGGAGAUGGCGUAGGAAAGUCUGGACAUACAGUGAGUGUUCAAACUAAGCAGUAUUUCAAAAAUGAGGAGAGCGAAGAGGACCGGGAAGUUUGCAAAGCUGAUGAGAAAAUAGAAGGGGUGAGAGAAUCAGAAGAUCAUGAUCAUUCUUCAUUCAAUCGAGAGCAGAUCAUUGUGGAACUGAAUUUGAACAAUCAGACCUUGAAUGUGUCUAAAGGCCCAGAAGGGAAAUCUUCCCCCACAGCAACACCAUCAAGCAUUGGGCAGCAGGGGCCUGGAGGGGAGAGAAAGAACAAUAGAGACGUUGAUGAUGAUGAGGAGGAGAUAGAAGAAAACAAUGAUGUAAACAUGGAGGAGCAAGAGGACAAUCAGAGUGAAGAAGAUGACCCAAGACAUGGAGGCACUAGUGAGGAGGAACAUGUAGCAGCAACACAUGGAAACCUCACAAUACCAGACUUCUUGUCUCAACGACCUCGGCGGCAAACCAGGGCUGCAAGGGAUACCAUGGCAACUGUUUCCAUGAGAGCCAGUUUGAGGGUUAGGCAGGACAGAGGUCACGGUGGGAGCAGUGCGGAUCAGGAGACCCAAGGGCAGAAGGUUCGGCUGGAGGAAAGACAGCACUUUCCAUGUGGGAAAUGUCCAAGGAUUUUCAACAACCGCUGGUAUCUGGAGAAGCAUAUGAAUGUGACUCACAAUCGUAUGCAGAUUUGUGACAAAUGUGGGAAACGCUUCUUGCUGGAGAGUGAACUUCUGUUGCACCAUCAAACUGACUGUGAGAAAAGCAUACAGUGUCUCACUUGUGGGAAGGCUUUCAAGAAGCUCUGGUCACUACACGAGCACAAUAAGAUUGUUCAUGGUUAUGCAGAGAAGAAGUUUACCUGUGAGGUGUGUGAGAAGAAGUUCUAUACCAUGGCACAUGUACGCAAACACAUGGUUGCCCACACAAAGGAGAUGCCAUUCACCUGUGAGACAUGUGGCAAGUCUUUCAAAAGGAGCAUGUCUCUGAAGGUGCACUCCCUCCAGCAUUCAGGAGAGAAGCCCUUCAAGUGUGAGAACUGCAGCGAGCGCUUCCAGUAUAAGUAUCAGUUGCGUUCUCACAUGAGCAUCCACAUUGGCCACAAACAGUUCAUGUGUCAGUGGUGUGGCAAGGACUUCAACAUGAAGCAGUACUUUGAUGAGCAUAUGAAGACUCAUACAGGAGAAAAGCCGUAUAUAUGUGAAAUCUGUGGGAAGAGUUUUACGAGCCGGCCCAACAUGAAGCGCCAUCGUCGCACGCACACUGGGGAGAAACCCUACCCCUGCGACGUGUGCGGGCAACGAUUCCGCUUCUCAAACAUGCUGAAAGCCCACAAAGAAAAGUGCUUCCAGGUUAGUAACCCUAUGACCUCUGACAACCCUCCUCAAGAAUUUGACUCUGCCUCCAUGCCUAAUCAAAUGGAGGUCUCAGCCAAUCAGGUGUCCUCGAUUCCAGUGGGGCCAGCAGCAAUUAGAGAUAUUAGUUCUCAUCCUCAUUCUGUUGCUUCCUUUUCCUCUUCGAUGCUUCGGUCAGUGGGUGAAUUCCCUCCUCAUUCUCACCUGCACUCUCUACCACCCUUGUUCCCUUCUGGAAGAGUGGACUCCAGUAACAAUUAACUGUUCUACUGUUCUGUGUUCUUGUCUCUUUUUCAUAUUAACUCAGAGGUACUUCUCAUGUAGCAAAGGGUCCUGUGAGACAGAAUCUGGCGUCCUGUCUCUCUCUCACAUCUUAUGAAAUCUUAUAUUGUAUAGAUAAUGUAAUACAUUGUAGCUGUCCUUUUGUAUGUUCACAGUGAUCGUAACUUGUUUUGUCCU
Chanos chanos (milkfish) is the source of this 2516-nucleotide messenger RNA. RefSeq names its product zinc finger and BTB domain containing 47a (gene zbtb47a). Lineage: Eukaryota; Metazoa; Chordata; Actinopteri; Gonorynchiformes; Chanidae. Gene Ontology annotation, cellular component: nucleus. The coding region runs from base 87 to 2318 and encodes 743 amino acids. Gene Ontology annotation, biological process: regulation of transcription by RNA polymerase II. Gene Ontology annotation, molecular function: protein binding; DNA-binding transcription factor activity, RNA polymerase II-specific. The transcript is spliced from 6 exons. The record is from RefSeq and is a predicted model, not a curated record.